AUGUGGCCGCUUCGCCUGCCGUACCUGCGACAUCAUCAUCGUCUUCCAUUCCAGCGCUUCGACUGGACCAGCUGCGUCGCUCCGGUCACUGCCAUGGCGACCGCCACGUCCCGACCCUUUGAGUAUCUUCAGGGCCUGCCGGGGGUGACCCUUCGCAAGCUGUACCAGCAGCCAUCCACCGCCCUAGCCAUCUUUCGGCGCAUGCUGCCUGAAUUGGCGAAAUGCUUUGUCAUGGCGCUGUUGUACUUGCAAGGCCCGUUUCCGCAGGAUGAUCUGGAAGCUUGGGUCAAAUCUGAAAGCAAGAAACAAAGAGAUGAUGCGAUCGAUAUCUUGAAACGGCUCUCUAUCUUGACUCACCCGAACCCGGUAAUCGACAAGGUCAUUGAGGAGAAGACCGGGAAAGAAAAUGGAGAGAAACAGAAAAAGACCGUGAGGCUUCCGGCGUACCAGGUCACCAAGGAGUUUGCUCGCUCGCUUCAACAAGCGCUCAUGGGCUCUGAGAACUCCCAUUCCUUUGGUGUCUUUUCUCAAGGGCCCGACCAGACCCCCGUUUCGAUUGUUGACUUGGAUGACUAUGCGCGGCGGCAGUGGGAAGGAGUCCUGGGAUACAUGGUGGGAACAGAUGCGCUGGGCGGAUUGCGUGAGGUCAAACUGAGCAACGGAGUGAAACAACUGUUGCAAGCAGGCCAUUUGGUGGAGAUUCGUGAUCGCCGAGUGGACAUCACCAAGGACGGGUUUGGAUUCGUGCUGCAAGAUGUUAAUACGCAGGUCUGGCAUAUCUUGAUCCUUUAUGUGGAAAGCGCCGAGGCCAUCGGCAUGGAUAGUGUCGAGGUGCUCUCGUUCCUCUUCCUGCUGAGCAGCUUGGAGCUGGGCCAAUCCUACGAAAAGCGACACUUGAAUGAGGUCCAACUGCGCACCCUCGCCGAUCUGUCCGACUUCGGCAUUGUUUACCAGGACAACCCAGACGCCCCGUGCUUCUAUCCCACGCGUCUUGCAACCACGCUCACUUCUGACUCGGUUGCACUCAGCAAUCCUGUAACUGGCUCAAUUACGGGACCGGUAGGCACAUCCUCUGGCGGCAGCACGGGGUUCAUAAUCAUUGAAACCAACUACCGUCUCUACGCCUAUACCUCCUCGCCUCUCCAAAUUUCCCUCAUUUCUCUUUUUACCAAUCUCAAAUACCGCUUCACGAACCUGGUCACUGGGAAAAUCACGCGCCAGUCAGUGCGCCGAGCAAUCGAGAUGGGCAUCACAGCGGACCAGAUCAUCUCGCAUCCCCCCUCCGUGCUUCCGCCCACCGUCACCGAUCAGAUCAGGUUAUGGCAACUCGAGCGGGACCGUCUCCGAGCCACAUCAGGGUUUCUGUUCAAGGAUUUCAGUGCCUUUAACGAAUACCUGGCUCCAUGCCAGCAUGCCGCAGAGAUCGGUGUGUUGGUUUGGAAAUCGGACAGGAGGCGUAUGUUUUUCGUCACCGAGCAUAAACAGGUUGCAGAGUUCUUGCGAAGUCAGAAUCGACCUCAAUGA
Molecule: messenger RNA, 1524 nt
Organism: Penicillium riverlandense
Lineage: Eukaryota; Fungi; Ascomycota; Eurotiomycetes; Eurotiales; Aspergillaceae
Product: TFIIH/NER complex subunit TFB2
Exons: 4
Coding region: 1-1524 (507 amino acids)
Biological process (GO): nucleotide-excision repair
Cellular component (GO): transcription factor TFIIH holo complex; transcription factor TFIIH core complex
Molecular function (GO): ATPase activator activity; double-stranded DNA binding
Source: RefSeq, a predicted model, not a curated record